UCCCGCCCGCAGCCCCGCGCCCCGCGCCCCGCGGCCCCUCCGCGCCCUCUUCACCCUCCUCGCCUCUCUCCGCGCCGGGCCAUGUCGCCGCGGGGCUCCCGGGGCCCGCUGCCGGUCCUGCUGCUGCUGUGGGCGCUGGCGGCCUGCGAGGCGCGGGCCUCCGAGAUCACGUUCGAGCUGCCCGACAACGCCAAGCAGUGCUUCUACGAGGAGAUCGCGCAGGGCACCAAGUGCACCCUCGAGUUCCAGGUGAUCACUGGAGGUCAUUAUGAUGUUGACUGUCGGUUGGAAGAUCCUGAUGGCAUUGUACUGUACAAAGAGAUGAAGAAACAAUAUGAUAGCUUCACAUUUACUGCAUCCAGAAAUGGAACAUACAAGUUCUGCUUCAGCAAUGAGUUCUCUACUUUCACACACAAAACCGUGUACUUCGAUUUCCAGGUUGGAGAGGAUCCACCUCUGUUUCCUAGUGAGAACAGAGUAACCGCACUUACCCAGAUGGAGUCUGCGUGCGUUUCAAUUCACGAAGCUUUGAAGUCUGUCAUCGAUUAUCAGACUCACUUCCGCCUGAGGGAAGCACAGGGCCGCAGCAGAGCAGAGGAUUUAAACACAAGAGUGGCUUACUGGUCAAUAGGGGAAGCAAUCAUUCUGCUUGUUGUUAGUGUUGGGCAGGUAUUCCUCCUGAAAAGCUUCUUCUCGGAUAAAAGAACCACAACAACGCGCGUUGGGUCGUAACCAGUAGCAGCAAUGCUUCAGGUGUGUUACUCAUUAAGAUUAGCGGUUCUCCAAUUAACUGUAGGUACAGAGGUCUGAAUAUAUG
Messenger RNA from Ficedula albicollis (Collared flycatcher), 817 nucleotides. It is a transcript of the gene TMED7, whose product is annotated as transmembrane p24 trafficking protein 7. Lineage: Eukaryota; Metazoa; Chordata; Aves; Passeriformes; Muscicapidae. Gene Ontology annotation, biological process: Golgi organization; endoplasmic reticulum to Golgi vesicle-mediated transport; intracellular protein transport. Gene Ontology annotation, cellular component: endoplasmic reticulum; COPII-coated ER to Golgi transport vesicle; Golgi apparatus. The transcript has 3 exons. The record is from RefSeq and is a predicted model, not a curated record. The coding region runs from base 82 to 732 and encodes 216 amino acids.